Molecule: messenger RNA, 1668 nt
Organism: Didymodactylos carnosus
Lineage: Eukaryota; Metazoa; Rotifera; Eurotatoria; Philodinida; Philodinidae
Source: the annotation of a GenBank genome assembly
AUGGCUGAUAGUCGUUUUCAUAUUUGGGCCAAAGCUGAACCAUUUACUUUUGGUGCUCUCAAUUCGCCACCACCACCGGAACUUUCUCCAUCGAGUUUGAAAGGAAUAGUGAAAUAUAUGAAAAAAAAUGAAAAAUGUGGCUAUCCAAAAAUGAAUUACAUUUUGUGGCGUCAUAUAGCGUGUCAAAAAUUACAUAUGACUGAAGAACUAGCGUGGAUGUAUUUUGAAUCGUAUGGUUUAUUAACAAACGCUGGAAACGCUAAACGUACACAAUUAGAUAUUCAAAUGGCAAAGGCAACGGCAUCAACAGAAAUCGAAAGACUAAAGGAUUCAAGAAAAGUAGACAGUUUAGCAUUUGUUCUGUUAUUAUUUUUACAAUCAUUUCAUCAUAUCGAUUUAAAAUCAACAUUAUCACGUGAUGAGUGGCCUAAUCGUAAACGAAGUUCAGACAUCGAUGCCAGAAAAAAUCGAAUUUAUGAUGAACAAACACAUCAAUUAUUUAUUCAAGCUCAUUUAGACGAUAUGUUGAAUAUCAUUGCUGAUACUGAACAACAUAAUGAAAUAGCUCAAGCAACCUUGAGUAUUGAAGCUAUUGCAGCACUCAGCUUCAUAUUUGAAUGUUCAUUGAAUAAUAGCCAUACAAAAGUGUAUUCAUUACAAACAUUACUCAAUUAUAGAUUUAUUCAAGAUGAAGUUGGAAUGUCGAUUGUAGGGAGUCAAACUGUUGUACCAUUCAAAGGAUUAUCAAAUUUAAUACGUCGUUCACUUAUAUCGAAUCCAUUUCAAGUCGGACAAACAAUGAAAUUGGGCACAUUAUUACCAUUACCAUUUAAUAAUCCAACUCAUGAACAACGGUCUGGUAGAGUAUUAUGUAAUUCAAAUUUUGCUGAUGAACAACAUCGUUUCGUUCUAAUGACAAUGAUUAAUCGAUCGUUAAAUGAACAGCAUUUGCCAAACGUAUGGAUGGCUGAAUUUCGUAUUCAUCGUUGUAGUUAUUCUUAUAUUUAUAUUCAUGCUCCACUUCGAUGUGUUGAAGUUCGAAAAUGUCAUAAUGUAACAAUUGUAUUUGGUUCCAUAGAAACAACAUUAAAAAUAAGUGAUUGUGAAAAUGUAUCAAUAUCAGCUGUUUGUAGAAGACUUGUUAUUAGUCAAUGUCGUUCAUCAUCAUUUUAUAUUCUUACACCAACUCGUCCAUUGAUACAGUUAAAUUGUUCAAAUUUAUUAUUUGCUCCUUACAAUACAUCCUAUAAUAAAUUACCAGAACAUAUGGAAAAAACUGGACUAUGUAAAGAUUUAAAUUUAUGGAAUAAACCACUUAUUACACAUCCGGCAGGAUAUCGUUGUGAUUCACAAUCUGGUGAAAAAAGUUUGAUUCUCGAUGACUGUUGGUCAUUGAUGAAUCCUGAAGAUUUUUAUCCAAUAAGUACAAUACGUUCAGAAGAUCAACAAAAAGAUUGUUUUAUUCCAUUACCUGUUGAGUAUCAGAAUGCUCUAGAUAAGCGUCAAAAAUCAAUAUCAUUAUUAGCCAAUGAAAUAACAGAUGCACAAUUAGAUCAAGAACAACGUCAACGUUUUCAACGUUUUGUUGUUACACAUUUUGAAUCUUGGUUAGAAGCAACGGGAAAUAAAAAAAUACUUGAUCAUUUAUCUAGUUUAGUACUCAAUUGA